AUGGACGAACCGGACGUCCAGUUGGAAAACUACAGCAAGGAGGAAAAUUUCCCGGAGGAUCAGCAGAAGCAAGUGCCGGCUUUUCAGUUACGGGACAUCCAGUCUUCCGAUGAGGAGUCGGGCGACAGCUCGGCGGAUGAAGGGCCACUGCUUGGGCCUGCGGAUGAGUUUCUCUUCGGCCAGCAUGUGGAGUUUCGCUUCCAGCUGAUCACAUUCGCCUCGCGCGUCCCUGUAGUCUCGGCUCGGGUUCCCUCGGUGGCAACCGAUGCGGGGUGGACUUUGUCCACCUUCCGCCAUGCGGCGGAUUCCCCAGCUGAUCUUGAGAAAGUGAUUCCAGACAUAUUUGGAUCUUCAGAGCUUUCCCGUCUUCAGAUUGCGCAAGUUCGAGCAGCGUGGGCUGGGUUGUCGAGCAGCGCAUCUUCGGCCCCGCCUGCACUUACGGAGUACAAGAAAGCCUUUCUUGCUGCAUACACGAGCGAGAUAUUGUCUCCAUGCUCAAUGCCUUCGCUUCGUCUGGUAUCUCUAGCUGCUCACCAAGAAAGUAAGAAAGACUACAAGUGGAUUCCCUGGAAGCAUCGCAUGUCAGAAGAGAAAGCAGCCGAGCUUCAAUUGAGUAGGCCAGCCAAACAGCCGCGUUUGGAAGCGCUCGGCAUUUCCAGUUUGCUUCUUGAUGAGCCUCCCACGUUGGAGGUGGGCGAUAACUUCAUGGGGGUCAGUGCAGUGCAAAGGAUCUUAGCAAUCCACGAUGUUGCACUGGCCAUGGUAGGCUCUUGUCACCUGGCUCGCCUGAAAGCUUAUAGUAGCAAGUUCAUACAUCUUUUGUCUCAGCGCCACGAAGCUUCAUCAGGCUUGCGAGCUCCCACAAUUCUAGAGGCCCAGCAGGCUGAUUGCAAAUUGUGGCAGGGGAUUUACGCUCUGGUUCUUGAGAAGGAUUGGAACUUGAACGAUGCAAUCUUCGAGUAUACUGAAAUCAGGGGUGACAUGUCAAAUUUGCUUCAGGCAAGGGCUAGACCCCCACCGCCCCUGCGCUUCAAUGAGAAAGGCAUCAAGGGCAAAGGGCUUGGUCGCUUCAUGUCGGAACAUUGGAAGGGCUACAGCUUUGAAGGCAAAGGCAAAAGCCCCGGCAAGGAAAAAGGCUCCAAAGGCAAACCCUCGGGCAAAGGGGGUGCGGGCUCCUGGGUGAAGCAUGUUCAGGUCAAUGGCGAGACCAAACAAUUGUGCAUGCAGUGGCAAUCCGGGAAAUGCAGCAGGGGUGCGAGCUGUGCAUUCUUGCACAACUGUGCGUACCCGAAGGGUGAUGGCUCCGCAUGCAUGAGCAAGGCCCACAAUGCCCUCAACCACGCUUCGACUUCGCACUGA
Molecule: messenger RNA, 1359 nt
Organism: Symbiodinium sp. CCMP2592
Lineage: Eukaryota; Dinophyceae; Suessiales; Symbiodiniaceae
Source: the annotation of a GenBank genome assembly